UACGCACACAUACACACACACCUCAGACGUGCACUGUCUGCCUGUCUCCGUUGUGUGAGUGUGAGGAUGUGAAGUGGAAUGGAUGAGUGGCUCCACUGAAGAAAACAUGAAGGCCGACACUUUCUCGACUUUGCCCAGGUCUGCUAAGCAGCCUCCCCCUGUCCCACCCAAGAGCCCCUCUCAACGCGGGGUGCGUAGGACGAUGAAUGAUCCCUCUGACAUCACCAAAAGCUCCGCUGUUGGGACACAUCUGGACACCAAAAGCACCGCUGUUGGGAUAUAUCAGCAAACCGCAAUAGACACCCCUAAAAGCACCCUGCUUGAGGUCUAUCAAACACCAAGUCAUCAAGAAAACAUCUCUUCUCUUGGGGUGCCUCAGACACAGAAAGAUCAGGACAUGCCCAACAGAGUGUCGUCUGAGGUGUAUCAAACACCAAGUCAUCAAGAGCAAUCCAACAGCGAGUCUCUUGGGGUGUGUCAGACACCCAAACGCCCUCCUCCCGUUCCUCCAAAAAGCCCCUCUCUAAAGGGAGUGCGUCAAACACAGAAUAGCCAAGACAACAUCAACAGCCAGUCACUUGGAGUGUACCAGACACCAAACGAUCCGAACCUGCUUAACAGACAGACUCUUGGAGUAAAUCCAAAGACACCAAAGAAUGAGGAUGCCCCCAAAAGCGCCUCCUUUGGGGUGUAUGAGUACGCCCCCAAAAGCGCCUCGUCUGGGGUGAAUGAAACCCCAAUAGAUCCCCCUGAAAACUCUGAAAGUAUCUUCCAGGGGAUGUAUCAGAAUCUAAAUCAAGACAACUCAAGCACCACAUCCACUGAGGUGUAUAAGACACAGAAUAAGCCGGACACCCCUAGCAGACAGACAGUUGGUGUGUACCAGGUACCUAGUUGUCAAGGCAACUCCAUCGAGCCAUCUCUUGGCGUGCAUCUGACACCAACAUGCCCUCCGCCUGUUCCUCCAAAGAGCCCCUCUAUUAAAGUAGCACGGCGAACACAGAAUAGUCAAGGCAACACCAACAGUGGUGCUGGAGUGUACCAGACACCAAAAGAUGCAGACAUUCCCAAAAGUCAGUCAGUGCGACUAUACCAGUCACCAAAAGAUGUGGAUUUGUCAAAUAGUCAGUCACUUCGGGUGUGUGAGCCGCAGUAUGAUAAUGAAAGUCCCAGAUAUCUGGACAUCACUAGCAACCUGCCUUCUGGGGUGUCUGAGAUGGCAACAGAUCUUCCUGAGAACCCUGACAGCCCUUCUGUUGGGGAGCAUCAAACACUGAGAGACCCGCUGGUUCCUCCAAAGAGCCCCUCUCUAAGGCCAGUGCACCAAACACAGAAUAAUACAGACACCACCAAGGACACACAUCUUAUAGUUUAUCAGACACCAAAGCAAGGCAGCUCCAACAACGAGCCUCUCGGAAUAUAUCAGACACCGGGUGACCCAGUCGUCACUAGCAGCCUGUCUUUAGGGGGGUGUACAACAACGAAUGAUCCUGCAGGUGCGAAUCGAGCACAGGGUAAUCAAGACGAUGCUAGUGACCCAUCUCUCGGACAGUACCAGACACCAAAGGAUUGUGAUGUCAUCAGCAGCCCUCCAGAUGAUCAAGAGGGCCCAUCUGCCAUGGACAGCUCCGCCUCUCCCGUUCCAGCCCGCCCUCCUCCUGUACCACGAAAAACUAAGAGCUACAUCUACCUGCGCCCCAACAUCUCUGCCAAAGGUGACGGCAGCUACGGCAGGCAAGCCUCCUCUCCUAGUCUGGCGUCUUCUCCCUCCUCCUCCCAGCCUCCUCCCCCCACCCCCAAGAGUCGCAACAUCUACCUGUCAUCCAGGGACAUUCUUGCUGGAUGCAGCACGACCCCUCGUGACCUCUCACCCAGGAGCAGCACGACCCCUCGUGACCUCUCACCCAGGAGCAGCACGACCCCUCGUGACCUCUCACCCAGGAGCAGCACGACCCCUCGUGACCUCUCACCCAGGAGCAGCACGACCCCUCGUGACCUCUCACCCAGGAGCAGUACGACCCCUCGUGACCUCUCACCCAGGAGCAGCACGACCCCUCGUGACCUCUCACCCAGGAGCAGCACGACCCCUCGUGACCUCUCACCCAGGAGCAGCACGACCCCUCGUGACCUCUCACCCAGGAGCAGCACGACCCCUCGUGACCUCUCACCCAGGAGCAGCACGACCCCUCGUGACCUCUCACCCCAGUGCAGCAGCACAGACAGCCAGAAGCCUGAGAAGCAGCCUUACUGCACCUUUACCGAGAGCACACCUCUAGUGCAGAUGCCAGGGACACAAGGGGUGGCGCCCAAACAGACAUGUCCAUCAGAGCCAGAGCCUGCCGAGUACGACACCUUGCUUCCAGACGACCAGAAAGCCGCCAGUGCUGCCACUCCACCUCCAGUGCCGCCCAAAUCCAAGAGCCGGCCCAGGCCCCAGUCUGUCACCUCCCCAACAGGAGGUUGCUACAACAAACUGCCCCAUUCAAAGUCCCUACCCAGAUUCCCUGCAUCAGCCAGCAGCUCUGCCUCUACUUACCAAGCACCAACAGCAGGCUCAUCUGGCAGCAGCCAUCUGCACACUGCAAAGUGGGAGGUUGAGUCUCCAGGUACUGGCACCUCAGAGCCAGAGGCCUAUGCCGACCGUGAUGUGCGACCCAUGAGACCCAGAGCCACCCCUAGGGGGAGCCACAAACACACAGUGCCCACACCAGCACCGAGACCACAGGGACCCGCCCUGAGCGCGCCACACCAGUCUGCCAUCUACGAGCCCAUGGUACAGGAGAUGACGUCACCCACCACGCAGCCACCAGCCACCAGAGGAGGCUCGACGUCUUCCAACCCCCCGCACCCUCAGCCCCCUUCCUUCUCUCCCCCACCCCCUCCCUCCCCAUCACCCCGUGUCGCCCCACGAAGCCCCUCCUCAGGGGUCUACCAAGAGCUCAUUGAGACCCCGUUGCCUGAUGGAUCUUCAGGGGCCUAUCUAGAACCCAUCGGGACCCUAUCCCCUUGUGGGUCCGCAGUUUACCAAGAGCCUACCGGGACCCCAUACUAUGUGAGCGUGCUUCCCCAACUCCCUGGAACGCAGAGCACUGAGAUACUGCCACAUCACAACACUGAAACGUUGCCAAGGAGACCGUUUGCGAAUGAUGACGAGGGAACUAGCUGGUUGAGGAAAACGAUGGACACAAUGAAAUUGUUCUCACACGAUUCGUCCCGCUAUGUUAUGACGGCCGAAGACAAGAUCCAACAGAUGAACCGCAUGGCCAAAGAGACGCGCAUGGCCCUAAAGUGUUUCCAGGCCAUGCUGCAGACGCGCGGCGACGCACUCCGCUCGCACAUCUCCGAUCUGCAGGGCAUCGCGCAAGAGCUUGAGAGGGUUUGCCAGCGCCACAAGCUGGCGGGCAUCACGGGGGGCACGGCCAGCGCGGCGGGCACAGUGGCGGCGGUGGUGGGCAUCGCCCUGGCGCCCCUCACCAUGGGGGCCUCCCUCAUCGCCACGGGGGUGGGCGUAGGGGUUGCCGUGGCGGCAGGAGGGGUGGGCGCAGGCUCCGCCAUCAACAAGAAGAAGAAGAAGAGCUCCGACGUCAAGCGCGUGGAGGAGAUCAUCAAGACCUACCGAGAGCAGGUGGGCGACCUGGAUCAGUGUCUGGAGAUGGUGAGGACGGGCAUGGAGAGGCUGCGGAGAUGCCAACCGGUAGCGGGCGUCAACGGUGCCAGCGAUGAGGCCGUGUGGAUGGCACAGGUGGCGGAGGCGGCAUACCGGCUGGGCAAGGAGGGCAGUGCCACCCCGUCGUCGUCGUCAUCGUCACCCAAGAGUGCCAGAGAUGUGCUGAAGGACUUUGACGAUGGGGCUGGGGAGGAGGUCUACUCCAACACCAAGGAGGGCAAGAAGCUGAGGAAGGGCUCGGAGAAGAAAUUUGGGGAGAGGGUGUGCACCCUGGCGCAGCAGCUGCAAGAAGCGCUGAACGACAUGACCCAUGCUCACGAGACAUUCACUCUAGCCACCGCCAGCGUUUGAACGACGUGACCCACGCUCACGAGACAUUCACUCUAGCCACAGCCAGCGUCUGAACGACAUGACCCACGCUCACGAGACAUUCACUCUAGCCACAGCCAGCGUCUGAACGACAUGACCCACGCUCACAAGACAUUCACUCUAGCCACAGCCAGUGUCUGAGGAUGCUGCACCCUGGCUGUACUGAUGAGCAGGGCUCUAAAUUAACACUCGCCAACCGGACAAAUGCUGGUGAAAAUUUGGUUUGGCUGGUAGAAAAGAAAAGACACUAGCCACUUUGACUGAUAUGGGGUGUAAGCAUGGUAAGAUGUAACAUGUACUAUAACCAAAUUGGCUAGUGAUGAAAAAAUGUAAAAGUAUAAUGUAUAAUGUAAAAGUACUUUUACUUCUUCUUUAUACAACUCUGGUAGAAUGCCUGUAGAAUGCAUCUCGUCCACUCAGAUAAAGUUAAGUUCAUGGACCGGAUCUAACUAUUGUAUUUUAUAUACAUUUAUAUAUUUAUAGCCCUGCUAUAAUAUAGCCUAAUAAUAAUAAUAAUUGUAUUUGUAUUGCACUGUAUCAUACAAGCCAUACAACUCAGUGCUUAACAAAUGGGAAAGUGCUUAACAAAUGGGAAAAAAACAUCAUUGUUAGAGAUGGAUUUAAAAGGAGAGGUAGAGAGGAGAGAAACAGCAAGAAGGCAGAGGAAGAAGAGAUAGAUUGAGUUUGUAGAGUCAUAAGGUCCACGUAGGUUGGGACCAGGAUUCUUAGAGGUGUAAGGUCCAUAGUGGUUGGGUCCAGCAUAAGUCAUAGAUAGUCACACUGAAUUUGGGCGCUCAGAUGUGGCCCCUGGUGGCAUCAGGGGUGAGGGAAAAUUCCCUUUUCACUUGAUUCAUAGUUUGUAGGGGGAAAAAUCUCAGUGAGGUCUGAGAAAAAAACCUUAUAGCCAGGAAGAAACCUCAGGCAGAGACCAGCGGCCACCUAGGGGAGCCCCCUACCAGGGCUGGUUGUGAACAUUAAGGAAGCUGCGGCAGCUGGGACGCUGUGACGCCUGAUAAGGUUCACAGAGGAUGCUACACUCUGUGAGAAGGCUGUAGCUGGUUGAUAUGUAUAUUGUAUGUAGAGGGGGCCUUUCAUAUGACUUUGUCCCAGGCCCAUAAAACAGCCGUCAUGUGUGUGUGUGUGUGUGUGUGUGUGUGUGUGUGUGUGUGUGUGUGUGUGUGUGUGUGUGUGUGUGUGUGUGUGUGUGUGUGUGUGUGUGUGUGUGUGUGUGUGUGUGUGUGUGUGUGAAGAGAACCCACCCUUCCUGAAUGGAGCUUCUGUUUGUGUUGGUAUAGAACACCAGAAGUGUGUUUAUUUUUCACAUGCAUAGAAAUACUGUGAACUUUUAUACAGCCAAAGGUAUGAUACCCACUCUGUGCCCAUUAGACAUGACCUAGUAUCUUUCUCUGCCUACCCUUUGGCAUCUUAUUAUUACACUCUGUACAGUACAGUGUCAAUAAAGACAACCCCACUGAACUGACGGUUGUGGCCAAACAACGCCCUCUGUUGGUAACCAUGAAUAAACUCAGGUUGCUCAUCAUGCUUUCUAACUGUGUAAACUCUCUACAUGUUGAUUGUUACCAUAUUGUGAGCCACUUCUUGCACAUAGUUUAGGCCCAAUAGUGUUAAAUUAGUGAUACAACCUGACUGUUUCACAACUUGGAGAUGUAACUGAAGUGUUGCUGAGCAGUCCGCCACAGGGCUCGAACCCACCAGCUACCAGUCAAGGCUCCAGUUUGGGCAUAGAGUAGAGUAGAGAAGAGUAGAGUAGAGCAGAGCAUUUUUAUUAAUACAGAGAGAAAUGAAGGUGUCUGACAUGGGAGAUGUCUGGGCAGGGGAUGCACAAUAUGAUGACGCUGAGCUAAAGGACCAGUCGGAUAGCUCAGUGCUACUGA
This is a messenger RNA of Engraulis encrasicolus (European anchovy), 5931 nucleotides long. Its product is annotated as mucin-2-like. The transcript is spliced from 14 exons. The coding region runs from base 83 to 4018 and encodes 1311 amino acids. Gene Ontology annotation, cellular component: membrane; extracellular region. The record is from RefSeq and is a predicted model, not a curated record. NCBI's taxonomy places the organism in Eukaryota, Metazoa, Chordata, Actinopteri, Clupeiformes, Engraulidae. Gene Ontology annotation, biological process: lipoprotein metabolic process; lipid transport. Gene Ontology annotation, molecular function: lipid binding.